GAGGCGUCGAGGGCCAAUGCCUCGCGCUCCUCCUCCCCAGUCCGCGCGCGCCCUCGUUGCUCGUAGUUCCUCAGCUCGGAUUACUUCUUCCCUUCCCUCCCUCCCUCCUUGCCUGCCUUCGGUGCGCGCGUGAGGGGAGCGCGUUUGCGCGCGCCGUUUCUCCCCCUCGCCCCCCCCCGCGCUCUGUCAGUGUCUCGCGCUCCUCCAGUCUGUUGGAGGCUCCGUUAAACGGCGGUGGGUUCCUGUUUCCGUCUUUUCAUCACUCCCUCCCCCCGCCGCCGCCGCCGCUCCGUUUCCACCGCCGUCUCCCUCCGCCUCUUCUUCACAGCCGGCAACCUCAGGAGCGCCGGCGUUUGAGGAGCAGAGGUGACCAGGAACCCAGCCUGCGGGCGGGCGGCCGGGCAACACGGGCACCGAGGCGGACUAUAAAAACAAAACAUCUGUGACAUUACAACUUGGAUUGUGCAUCUUCAGUGAUAAUUGUUUUAAAGUUUUACUGUUGGAGAAAUGCUGUGAGAAGCACAAUGUGGUGAAUCAAAGACACAGAAACCUUGGAAUCUUUGUACUGAUUGAGGAGUUACAAUGUUUGCUUUGUGAACAAAAACUAUUUGGUAGUGGAUAGAACUUCUGAAAAUGCGGCCAUGGACUGGCUCCUGGCGUUGGAUUAUGCUCAUCCUUUUUGCUUGGGGGACCUUGCUGUUUUACAUAGGUGGACACUUAGUACGAGACAAUGAACACCCAGACCAUUCUAGUCGUGAACUAUCAAAGAUAUUAGCAAAACUUGAACGAUUAAAACAGCAAAAUGAAGACUUACGACGAAUGGCAGAGUCUCUCAGGAUACCAGAAGGUCCUAUUGAUCAGGGCCCUGCUGCAGGAAGAGUUCAUGCUUUAGAAGAACAGCUAAUAAAGGCCAAAGAACAGAUAGAAAACUAUAAGCAACAAACAGGAGAUGUGGGCUUAGGAAAAGAUCAUGAAAUAUUGAGGAGGCGGAUUGAAAAUGGAGCCAAGGAGCUUUGGUUUUUUCUCCAGAGCGAAUUGAAGAAACUUAAAAUAUUGGAAGGAAGUGAACUCCAAAGGCAUAUUGAUGAACUUGUAUCUGACUUGGGUAAUCAUGAAAGGUCAAUAAUGACAGAUUUGUACUACCUCAGUCAAACAGAUGGAGCAGGUGAUUGGCGAGAAAAAGAAGCCAAAGAUUUGACAGAGCUGGUACAGAGGAGAAUAACUUACCUUCAGAACCCUAAGGAUUGUAGUAAAGCCAAGAAACUAGUUUGUAAUAUCAACAAAGGCUGUGGUUAUGGUUGCCAACUUCAUCAUGUAGUCUACUGCUUCAUGAUUGCAUAUGGUACUCAAAGGACGCUAAUUUUGGAAUCUCAGAACUGGCGAUAUGCUACCGGAGGCUGGGAGACUGUUUUUAGGCCAGUGAGUGAGACAUGCACAGACAGAUCAGGAAGUACUACUGGGCACUGGUCAGGUGAGGCAAAUGAUAAAGAGGUUCAAGUAAUAGAGCUACCCAUAGUUGACAGUCUACACCCGCGACCUCCAUAUUUGCCAUUGGCUGUCCCAGAAGACUUGGCUGACAGGCUGAUUCGUGUCCAUGGGGAUCCUGCAGUGUGGUGGGUCUCACAGUUUGUCAAAUACCUGAUCCGUCCACAGCCUUGGUUAGAAAAGGAAAUAGAAGAAGCUACAAGGAAACUUGGCUUUAAACAUCCAGUUAUUGGUAUUCAUGUCCGAAGAACAGACAAAGUGGGAACUGAAGCAGCAUUUCAUCCCAUUGAAGAAUAUAUGGUACAUGUUGAAGAACGUUUCCAACUUCUCUCCCGCAGAAUGCAUAUUGAUAAAAAACGAGUCUAUUUGGCUACAGAUGAUCCUUCAUUAUUGCAAGAGGCAAAAUCCAAGUAUCCAAAUUAUGAGUUUAUUAGUGACAACUCCAUUUCGUGGUCAGCUGGUCUCCAUAAUCGGUACACAGAAAACUCUCUACGGGGUGUUAUUCUGGAUAUACACUUUUUGUCUCAGGCAGACUUCCUUGUCUGCACAUUUUCUUCACAGGUUUGUCGAGUUGCCUAUGAAAUCAUGCAGACAUUGCAUCCAGAUGCAUCAGCCUUUUUUCACUCUUUAGAUGAUAUCUAUUAUUUUGGGGGACAAAAUGCUCAUAACCAGAUUGCCAUUUAUGCUCAUCAUCCCCGAACUGCUGAUGAAAUUCCUAUGGAACCUGGAGAUAUAAUUGGUGUUGCUGGAAACCACUGGGAUGGUUACUCCAAAGGCGUCAAUAGAAAAUUAGGAAAAACAGGCUUAUACCCCUCCUACAAAGUAAAAGAGAAAAUUGAGACAGUCAAGUACCCCACAUAUCCAGAGGCUGACAAAUAAAGACAAGCAGGACAGCUCGCCGUAACACUCACUUUGAAGCUAUUUCAACCAACCAUACUGUUGGCUUUUGUGGGAUAUGAAUUUGCAUUUUAACGUACCGUUAAAAUGAAAGCCUUUUAUCAUUCGGACUGGUUAUACAGCUUGGAACAAUUCAACGGGCCAUGGUUUGGACUUCUUUUGUUACAUGCACUUGCACUCAUGCACACUGAUACACAUUCAACAGGGAACCUGUUGUUUUAUACUGUUUGUCUCUUUGAGGACAUGUCCCUCCCAUGAGUCAUAUAUGAGCCUUGGGCUCAGUUCUUUGCCAUUAAUAGACUAUAAUAAGACUUUUAACACUGCUGCAUUGUGUAAUUUGAGUGACAUGAGCAUAUUUUGUAUGUGCAGAAUUUAAAACAUGGUGCCUCUCUUUGAAAGAUCCAGUGACCUUUUGGAAGAGCCAUGCCUAGUUCUGUCAAUGGGUAAGAGUUGUACUUGCCUUUAACUGAUGAUGUUGUUAUGACCACUGAAUAUGCUCCAACCAACAGAUUCAAAACUCAGUCUAGACCUUUCUUUAUAGGAGUUUUGUUAGCAAUUUCAUUGAUUAGUUCAUCUCAUCAUUAAUAAAGAGUACAUCCAACAAUAAAAUAAUUGUCUGGUAGGAACUUUUGUAAAACAAUGCCAUGAACAGAUUAUUUGGUACUGUUGCUGGACAUUGUCUUUGAUAACAAAAAAUAAAUUCAAAAAAGAAGUAGCUGGAGUUAUACAAGUAAUUUGAUUUUAAAAUUUGGAAGAACCAACAAAGGUCUAUCUUUCCAGAUCCUUGAUCUCUUUAUUUGGAAAAUGAUCUGUGAUGAAAUUUGAUAACAUUUCAGAUUUUUUCUGGUGUUCUCAAUCAGCAGGAAACUGCCAGUCAAGACUGUUUAUUUCUUUCUUGACCAAGUGACAAGACUGCAGCCUGUUGGCCUCUGAAUAAUAAAAAAAAUUAAGUGAGUGCACAUGCACACAAACACUCUC
Podarcis raffonei (Aeolian wall lizard) is the source of this 3360-nucleotide messenger RNA. It is a transcript of the gene FUT8, whose product is annotated as fucosyltransferase 8. The record is from RefSeq and is a predicted model, not a curated record. The transcript has 10 exons. The coding region runs from base 634 to 2364 and encodes 576 amino acids. Lineage: Eukaryota; Metazoa; Chordata; Lepidosauria; Squamata; Lacertidae. Gene Ontology annotation, cellular component: Golgi cisterna membrane. Gene Ontology annotation, molecular function: protein binding; glycoprotein 6-alpha-L-fucosyltransferase activity. Gene Ontology annotation, biological process: protein N-linked glycosylation.